Messenger RNA from Clavispora lusitaniae ATCC 42720, 798 nucleotides. RefSeq names its product KH domain-containing protein. NCBI's taxonomy places the organism in Eukaryota, Fungi, Ascomycota, Pichiomycetes, Serinales, Metschnikowiaceae. The record is from RefSeq and is a predicted model, not a curated record. Gene Ontology annotation, molecular function: RNA binding.
AUGUCCCUCAGCGUGUACGACAUUGAAGUUUUGGUUUACACUUCUGACUCCUUCUCCAUGGAAGCCGAUUUUUCGAUCCCGUAUUGUGGUGCUGAAAAAGGGCUCCAUCUUUCUCUUUCUACGCCAGAACUUGUUCGGCUCAUUUCCAAGUGGAGCGGAAAUUAUGCUCUAACCGCCAAAGAAAAUCAGCUUUCGCCCCCCUACUUCCGUUGCGAAAAAGUUGCCCCUGGUUUAUGGAUGGCAUUGAUAGUGGGAGGAAAAUACGAAAUCUUGACGCUCUUAAAUAUCGCCUGCCAAACGUCGUGGAGUGUAGGCGCACAAAACCAACUUUCACCGAGCCUGAGGGCGUUUUAUGGGAAAAAAUACGAAACGGUUAGCAAUUCUGAGUUGCAAGAAAAACUUGACCAGUUUCUUUGGCCCCUAAAAAAAUUGCCGCCAGUGGCUGCAAAAACUUGCCCCUUGGUGUCGCUUGACGACAUUCCGCGAAACACAAGCUCAGUCGAGCCCGCAUCCGUACCUUCACCUCCCCAUGAUGCCAGCGUCACCGAGAUUGUCAAGUUAAGCAAACUGGACGUCAGUACAAUCAUUGGCUCAGAGGGCAAGCGCAUCACCCACAUACGAAACGUUUCUCAGUGCCACAUCACUGUUCUUCCCAUUUCGCUGGAGUCGCUAGCCAUGUUCUCCAAAUUCCGCUCGCGUGAUUUUCCCCAAACGAUCUCUCUCACAGGGACGCCCACACAGAUCAGUCACGCGCGGGCGCUUCUUCGAAGAGCCCUCCAUGAGAGUAGGCGGAGUUAG